Myxocyprinus asiaticus (Chinese sucker) is the source of this 928-nucleotide messenger RNA. RefSeq names its product transcription factor HES-7.1-A-like. Bases 224 to 928 code for a protein of 234 amino acids. Gene Ontology annotation, molecular function: DNA-binding transcription factor activity, RNA polymerase II-specific; protein dimerization activity; RNA polymerase II cis-regulatory region sequence-specific DNA binding. NCBI's taxonomy places the organism in Eukaryota, Metazoa, Chordata, Actinopteri, Cypriniformes, Catostomidae. Gene Ontology annotation, cellular component: nucleus. The transcript is spliced from 3 exons. Gene Ontology annotation, biological process: regulation of transcription by RNA polymerase II; anterior/posterior pattern specification; regulation of neurogenesis. The record is from RefSeq and is a predicted model, not a curated record.
UCUUACUUCACAAGUGACAUUCUCUACAGUCAUUGCCCUUUUCGUCCAGGAAGCAGGAGAAUAUUAAUGAGGGCGAUAAACUGAAGGACGCAGACAUGAUUGGUCUAUGUUGUUUAAUUAUUCAUUAUUCAGCGCUGGGGGGAGGAGAUUGGGCGUGGCCUGGCUUUACAAUAAAUGUCGUGACUCGUGAAUUGUAAAAUGUUGCUCAUAAUCUCUCAAUUUAAUGAUUCGCCGUUUGUGUUUCAAAAUGAGCAACCAAGCUGCUGACAUGCCGCAACAAAAAGACUCGAGACGGGUCCCAAAGCCUCUCAUGGAGAAAAGGAGGAGAGAUCGCAUUAAUCAAAGCCUGGAAACAUUGAGGAUACUCCUACUUGAGAACACACACAAUGAGAAACUCAAGAAUCCAAAAGUGGAAAAGGCUGAAAUCCUGGAAAGUGUUGUGCAUUUCCUAAGAGCUGAACAAGGAUCAGAGACUGACCCUCAUCAGAUCAACAGAGGAAAAAGGGGGCGCACAGAAGAGUCUGAUGAAGACCUGAGAUCACCUUGCAAACGUCAGAGCUACCGUAAUGGAAUGAGGACAUGUCUCCUACGAGUCAGCCAUUUCAUUGCAAGCAAGAGCCUUGAGUUUGGGCAGGGAGCAGAGAAAGCAUGUGAAAACCUUCAACACAAACCAAUGGACCGCCCAAUGCAAACACUGUCAACAAUGUCUGCUACACCGCUCCAAAGAGAAACUCAGAUGCAUCUCUAUGAUGAUUCAUCACUACUAGCACAGCAACAUCUCACUCAUGUCCAACUGGGCAAUUCUUGCCCACCGUCUAGCUGUUCAAAACUUGCAAAAAGAACUGUUCUGUCUGUCCCCACUAUGACUUCAAGUUCUAAACAACCUGUAAUGCUGUGUGACCCUGUCUGGAGACCUUGGCCACAAUAG